CGGUUCAAGAUCGGGUUUGGUUACAUAUAAAUAGAUUUAAACAACCACACACACAUAAUCGGGCUCAGAGAGCGAUAAAGUAGAGGACAAGUACAAGGGAAACCCGACUUGGUCAAGUGGUUUUUCUGAAGCACCUUACCGGAACUUUAGCGAGAAAGGAGAACGAGAGAGUUUUUUUUCUUUCUUACGAGUAGAACAUGGCGCCUGGAGGAAGAGGUGCUACUGCUUCUACUGCUGCUGCUGCUGCUGCUGCUGGAGGACUCGUUGCUGAGUCACUUGCUCAAGAUAUCCAUCUAAUUUCACCUACGAUUGACGUUAUUACCUCACCUUCUAAUGUUUCGCCUUUCAACCCCAACUCAAAGUCCACGUCUUCAACGAAUCCUCCUCCCGACUCAACUGCCUCCCCAAAUAAUAUCGACAAUAAUAACACGACGUCAUUAACAUCGACAUCGACAUCGACAUCGAGUAACAAUAACAUGGGUGGCACAAACUCGAAUUCGAACUCGGGAUUGUUCGUGGUCGAUAAGAGCAAGAUUCCAAGACCUUACAAGUGUCCGUUGUGCGAUCGGGCGUUCUAUCGGUUGGAGCACCAGGUAUGUGGGGACCUGCUUCCUUUUAAUUUUUUCAAUCUUUUGGAUUUGGGAGGGGGUUGGUUAGUUGUUCCUCCCCCUUCUUUCUUUUAGGCGCCCAUUGGUUUGAUGGCGCCUUUAUGGUCAUCCAUUUGGCGCUCGUAUACAGAGCGCGCGCCAGGAGCCACUUCUUCUUCUUUUUUUUUUUUACUGAUAUGCUUUGUCACCGCUGUUCGAGACAUAUAUGACUGACUGGAUUGACCUUUUUUUCUAUAUACAUCUAUAUCUUUGAUGACCCUUCUGGCGCUCGUUCUUGGGCGUUCUUUGAUCUGAUGUGUGAUCUUGUCUCUUGUCUUUUGGCUUGGACACUCUUCCUCGCUUCUCGUGUGUGGGG
Molecule: messenger RNA, 963 nt
Organism: Cantharellus anzutake
Lineage: Eukaryota; Fungi; Basidiomycota; Agaricomycetes; Cantharellales; Hydnaceae
Exons: 2
Coding region: 198-683 (161 amino acids)
Cellular component (GO): cytoplasm; nucleus
Molecular function (GO): RNA polymerase II cis-regulatory region sequence-specific DNA binding
Source: RefSeq, a predicted model, not a curated record